Molecule: messenger RNA, 1832 nt
Organism: Nicrophorus vespilloides
Lineage: Eukaryota; Metazoa; Arthropoda; Insecta; Coleoptera; Silphidae
Exons: 6
Coding region: 176-1270 (364 amino acids)
Biological process (GO): GPI anchor biosynthetic process
Cellular component (GO): endoplasmic reticulum
Molecular function (GO): hydrolase activity
Source: RefSeq, a predicted model, not a curated record
AAGAAACAUUGUCAGAUGAAAACAAGUGCAGUCGUUUUUCUCUGUUUGUCCGUCACUGAUCGUUUUGUUUAUCCGUUCGUAGAUAGAAAGUAUUCUAUGUGCGUUUGCUCGAAUUAGGUAGACGAGGCUGAGACCUAGGUAGUGUGUAGCUAUAUUAGUCUUAUAUUUUAUUAGCAUGAAGUAUCUAAGCAGGAAAAUUCCCAGCAAGACUUUGCUGGUCUACAUCCUGUUCCUUCUGUCAAUAUAUACUUACAAUGAGGUGUACCAGUAUCAUUCGAAGAAGUGGAACCAGCUGGACUGCAAGCAGAAAUGCAACAGGAUUUUGCUUGUUGCUGACCCGCAACUCAUUGGACUUAAGAAUGAGGUGUUGCACUUCUUGACACCCCUUACUAUUUGGGAUAGUGAUAGGUACCUAAGAAAAACCUAUGAAGAUGUCUACAAAUUCACCGAGCCGGACAUAGUGAUCUUCUUGGGAGACCUAUUUGACGAGGGCUCUACAGCAACCAACUCAGAGUACAAAUCUUACGCUGAUAGAUUCUUUAAUGUGUUCAAUAUACCGUCCAAUUUCGCUAAAACUAUUUACAUUCCUGGUGAUAAUGAUAUUGGUGGCGAGGGCUACGAGAUAGUCAAAGGAGAUAGUCUCAUGAACUUCGAGGAUGUAUUUUUCCAGCAGGAUGUACUCGAUGUAGGGACGAACACGUUUUACAAGAUAAACAGAUUGACUAAGACAUGGCCUAAGAUGCAGGAGGAUAAGGAAUUUUAUAAGGUUGAUAAAAUUCGUAUAGGUUUGAGCCAUGUACCGUUGAUCUUUCAGCCGGGAGGUUUCGUGGAAAAGGUAAUCCGUAAUCUUGAACCGCAUGUGAUCUUUGCGGCGCACGAACAUAAAUCUAUGAUCGUAACGAUGGAUGGAAUUCUGCAAACGGUCAGAAAACUUAUACCAGUUUCUGAAGAGGACAACGACGUGUACACCUUCACUUUGGGUAUGACCGAUAUGUACGAGUUCGUCGUACCUACUUGCUCUUACCGCAUGGGAACCAAACGUAUUGGAUAUGGAUUUGCGACUAUCGAAAAUGGAGAAAUCAACUACACCGUCCUCUGGUCCCCAUCCAGACUAGAUCAGCUCAAGAAUUACGCCUGGAUCGGAGGGCUUUCGUUGAUAUAUUUCUUGUACAGAUGCAUCGUCAGCGCUUGCAAAUACUGCUGCAAGAAAACCAAAAGCUCCACCUCGUCUACGCCCUCCUACAUAAAAAUCGAGAACCGAGAGAAUUGACGUUCCUUUUUUUAAUAUUAUUAUUUCCUUUUUAUUUUGUCCAGAGAUAAUUGACGUUUAUUUUUUUUAUUAUUAUUAUUUUGUCUUCGUUCCAUAGCAAAACUCUUUUUAAAUAAUGGAACGAAAUUUUUAGGAGACAAAAAGGGACGUUCGCCGGAGAAUGAACGCCCACCUCAUGUUGCUACAUAAACAUGAAGUCUCCACAUCAAUCCUAUUUGUUUUAUAUAAUAAUAUUGUGUGCGUUUUAAAAUAUUUACAAUUUCUGGAUACUAUUGCUAUGCGAUGCGGACUAAUUGACUAAUGGAUCUGAAGAUAUGAAUGUUUACAUUUCAUAUUGGCUUUUUAUUAAUGAAAGCUUUCGUGUUUUUCGUGUGUGUUUGUGCUUUUAAAAAAAAAGUGAUUUUUCGUGUUACCAGAUCUGAGAUGAUUUAGCGUCUUGCAUAAGUAUUAUUUUAAUUUUGUCGUGUGUUUAUUGUCUUUCAUCGAUGUUUUUUGUGCUUUGUCGUGUGUUUUGUCUAAUCCAGUGGUUUCCAAACUGUUCGUCACUACACCCCCACCCGUU